AUGGAAUUCUCCAUAAAUUUGUUUACACUGAACUGCUGGGGUAUCCCUAUUGUAUCCAAAAAUCGUAAGGAAAGAAUUGAAGCAAUUGCUAAGUAUUUACUUUCCGGUGAUCAAGACAUUGUAUGCCUUCAAGAAGUCUGGAGUGAAAAUGAUUAUCUUUAUUUGAAAGAGAAUAUAAGUAGUGUACUGCCAUAUUCACAUUAUUUCUACAGUGGAGUUCUUGGUUCAGGACUAUGUGUGUUCUCCAAGUGGCUAAUAAAAGAUGUCUAUUUUCAUAAAUGGCCGUUGAAUGGUUACAUUCACAAGAUACAUCAUGGAGAUUGGUUUGGAGGGAAAGGGGUUGGUCUGUGUCGCAUUAAAUAUUUGGACAGAUUAAUAAAUGUUUAUUGUACACAUUUGCAUGCUGAAUACAAUGAAGAUGACAUUUACCUAGCCCACCGAGUAUUGCAAGCACAUUUGGCUGCCGAGUUUGUGAACCUAACUUCUUCUCCAGCUGAUGUUUCCUUUCUAGCUGGUGAUUUUAAUACAGCUCCUGGAGAAAUAGCGUUUAGAUUGAUAACUGAAAUGGCAAAUCUUCUGGAUCCAUGUGAUGUUGAGUCAAUUGGGGAUACAGCAAAGAUGAUAAAAGCUUUAGGAACCUGUGAUAAUAUUAAUAAUAGUUACUCUAAUCCGAAAAUGACAAAAACCUGUCCGGAAGGAAAGAGAAUUGAUCAUAUACUGUUCAAUGUGAAUUCAGGAUGGGAGGCCGAAGUCAUCAGUCUCAAGAAUCCGCUACCAGAUAGAGUACCAGGAGAAGAAUUUUCAUAUUCAGACCACAACGCCGUGUCACUUGAGUUGAAGGUUAAGGCAAAUGCCAAAAACAAGGAACCGCCUAAGAGAUUUUACGACAAUUAUGAUGACACAGUAGUAGAAGCAAUACAAAUCUGUAAAGAAGCGAAAGUUACUCUGGUGAAAUCGAGAAAAUUAUUUUUGAUAACCGGUGGUCUUAUUUUCAUGGUUUUGAUUGGUUUGGUUGGGUAUUGGCCGAACAAUAUUUUAGUUGAUAUGAUCAAAAUAUUUAUGACCGGAAUUUGUUUUUAUUAUAUUGUUAUGGGGACGAUUUGGAACCGAAUUGAGAUGAAUAGUCUAAAAGCUGGGUUGUCGGCAUUAGAAAUUUUCCAAAAACGUAGGGUAAGUGAAAAUUAG
This is a messenger RNA of Pieris macdunnoughi, 1185 nucleotides long. The record is from the annotation of a GenBank genome assembly. Lineage: Eukaryota; Metazoa; Arthropoda; Insecta; Lepidoptera; Pieridae.